Molecule: messenger RNA, 735 nt
Organism: Trypanosoma rangeli
Lineage: Eukaryota; Euglenozoa; Kinetoplastea; Trypanosomatida; Trypanosomatidae
Product: RNA binding protein
Exons: 1
Coding region: 1-735 (244 amino acids)
Biological process (GO): negative regulation of transcription by RNA polymerase II; rRNA processing
Cellular component (GO): nucleolus
Molecular function (GO): DNA binding
Source: RefSeq, a predicted model, not a curated record
AUGGUGUCCUUCACCUGCAACGCCUGUCAGGAUGUGGUGAAGAAGCCGAAGGUCAAUGGCCAUGCCAUGCAAUGUGGGGGCGCCUCCUUCACUUGUGUGGAUUGCAUGAACGUGUUUGACCUACAUACGAUUAAGACGCACACCUCGUGCAUUACCGAAACGGAAAAGUACCAGGGGAAGUGGAGACAGAAGCAGGGGCCAGCGGCAGUAGCGAAGAGGAGCGGCGGUGCUGACGACAGUGACGACGAGGAAACCGGCAAGGACAAAUGGCAGCCGCUGCGGCCGCCCCGACCUCCUAUGAAUUUGGGCAGUGACUCUGACUCCGACGAUGAUGCGUGGGUGACGAAAAGGAAGAAGAUGGAGUCGAAGGAGGGUCAGGCACGCAACGGCUCUCUGCACAAACGGGCGAAAGCCACCACACCACCCAGAAAUGAGGCUGAGGUGCAUUGUACCACAAAGCGACCAAAACAAGAGUCACUCAAACUGCCGAGGGCGGUGACGGCGGCGGACUGCAUUGUGCCGAGUUUCGUGCUGGGCACGGAUGAGGAGGUGGCGGAGGUCACCCGCUGGAUUAUGGAGGAUGUUGGUGCAACACCGCUCAGCGUGCGAGGGCUCGCAAAGAAGAUGGUGGAGCGGUACAACAGCCGCAUCGCAAAACAUGUGCAGCACGCUAUUGAGACAGCCAUUGCGAAUGGGAAGCUGCGUGUGAGGAACGGUGUGGUGACGUCUCCCUGA